Molecule: messenger RNA, 1697 nt
Organism: Chilo suppressalis (striped riceborer)
Lineage: Eukaryota; Metazoa; Arthropoda; Insecta; Lepidoptera; Crambidae
Source: the annotation of a GenBank genome assembly
GUACAAGUUAAUUUAUUUAUGAACAUGAGCUUACCAAAUUUUACCUACUUAAAAUGAAAAAAAAAACUAUGUUAACAAGGGAACUCCAUACUUUCUUGAAAUCUUCGUAAUUUUGUAUUUUUUACGUGCUAAAUCUAUAGAGCUAUCAGUCUAGAUGUCAAAAAUACAUGAAGCCAAACGUAUUAACAUAAACAUCAUAAUGGGUAAAAAACAAUAUCUCGUUCUUCAUAAAAGCGAAUGGGAUAGGCUGAAUCGUAAGAAUGGUUUAAAAGAAGACGAAACUGAACAACACCAAGAACGGGAAGAGUAUUUUAGAAAGUUAGUCGAUAAAUCUCAGAGCUGGAUAAAGACAUGGCCGGACACUGUGCAGGGUCACGUUGAACAAGUUUCUAGAGAAAAUCAAAAGAAGCGCAAACAAAAUUUAACUUUUCUUAAAGCACGUUCAAAGAAAUAUAAAGAAGAAAUUUCCAAUACACAAUCAGAAAUUGAAAAUUCGAAACAGAUGAUUUUUCAAAACAGUUGCUAUGGUAGAAAACUGUUAAGUGCGCUUCUUGAAUCAAAAAUUGUGGAAGAAAGAAAUUUGCAGAUACAGUUUCAAGCAAAAUUGCAAGAAGAAGCCAAAAAACGUGAACAAGACGAGCUAGCCAAAAUGAAGUUGUAUAACAAUAUGUCUUUUAAGCAAGAAGAUGAAACAAUAAUGAAAAGAAAACAACUAUCCAAAGAAAUUUCUAAUAUAAAUCAAUGCAUGCAUAACCUGAAACUAACUCAAGAUGCUACGCAGAAAACGAAAAUUGAGAAUGAGGAGCGGGAAUGUGCACUGCUUACUCGAGAACUGCUCGAAAAUGAAACAAAGCAACAAAGAGAAUAUGAAGAAUGUGUUUAUCGAAAUAUGAAAAAAUACGAAAAACAACAAAGAGAAUGGAGAGAACGUAGGAAGGAAAGAGAAAAAAUCGACGCAGCUUUAGCGGAUAUUCAACGUGUAGAGCAAUGGAACAGAAAAUUUAAAAUACAACGUGUGAUGCAAAAGCUCCAUCGGGACAAACAAGAUACAGAGCAAUCACGAAAUCAUUAUGAAUUGGUGAAAAAAGUCAACGCUGAAGUGAAGUCUCGUUACGAUACGUUUUUAGAAGCUGGAAUAAAACGGCAGGAGGAUAAAUUGUCUAAUAAAGAGGAAGAAGAGUUGCAUAAUUUGAGAUUAAAAAGGAAGAAAUGUUAUGACAUCGCCCAAGAAAACAUGAAGGAAGCGCAGGCGCAGCAGCUUUGCCCCUGCAAGAUAGCCAACAAAAGCGUCUGCGACAGGCAAACCCUCUUCUGUAACUCACACACCAUAAACAAGAAAUCGACCAAUGAACCGAACGAAAAAAGCGCAGUUUUAAAUACAAAAAAGGAAAGUUUUCUGUAUCCAUCUAAAAAGCUGAUCGAAGCACUAAAAUUGCGCAAACAAGAGGCUUCGCCCUGGAAUGGAUUGACUGGAGCACACGCUACGUUCGCCCGAAACGCCGCAGACACGUUGAAGGAAUGCCGACACAAAAUCUUUGCGAGAAAAGUCGUGGAUGAAUAUAGAAAGAAUAAUGGUUUGGAUGCCACAACGUUGCCGAUCGACAACUACUUUUGAUAAUUUAUUAUAAUCUUUCUGAUUGUGAAAAUAACUGAAUCUGAAAAAUAAAACAUACUUUCGACAAUCAUUGUACUAUAUU